ACAUAUAUUCUGAAUUUAUUUAUUUAUUUUUUGGUGAGUAUAUAUUCUUAUUAUUGCGAUUGGAAAAUGUAUGAGUAGAAAAGGGAAAUCAGUUGGAUUUGGAUGAUCGUAUCGUGUAAUUAGAGAAAGAGAAACAAGAGACUAUGGAGCAGCACGCCAAACGGCCUUGUAUGAGAGGCAGUACCUCCUCCAAAGAAGAAGAAGAAGAAGAAGAGAAAGUUGUUGAGGAUAUGGCUGUCUCUGACAAAGAAGAAGAAAUGGUGGAAGAGACAAAAGAUGAUACUGAUAUCGAUGAAUAUGUACUGGUUGAGCCUAGACGCUUCAUGACUGAUGAAGAAAUUCUUGAACAUCGGAGGCAGGUUAUUGAAAGCGACGGAUUCGAUGUUGAGAAGUUUGAAGGCAGGCUACCUGGUUCAAUUAAGCCAUAUAAGUUGACCGAACCAAGAUGCCGUCUCUUGAUAGGUUUUUCCAAGCAAGCUUUGGAAGUCUACAAUGAGAACAACAAAACAAAAUUUGAAUUUUAUGAGCUUAAGAAAGCAAAUUCUCAAGGUGUUGCUGGUGUAAUGUUCUACAUUACUUUUGAGGCGAUCUCUGGCAAUACAAUUGGAACCUUCCGUGCUAGGGUAUGGAAAAAGAUAAUGAAAGGUUUGCAGGUUAUGUCUUGUGAGAGGCAUUUGUGAGUUUGUCAGGUAUAAAUAUUACAUGAGAUUUUUUGUUAUGGUUUUGUUUGUUUAGACUAGUUAGAUUAAACUAGUGAGAGAUAGCACAUAAUCCCAAUCACCUUUGGAUCUGAAUUUGUGCCUAAUGGUUUUGCCUUUUAAAUAUUCUGCCUAAAGUAGACAUUGACUAAUUCUCUAUCUAUCAUCCAUAUAUUGGUGAAUGUUCACAUCUAUCGACAGAACGUGUUUAGUUUGUAUGCCAUUAAGAUUUAUAAAUUAAUUUUUAGUUGAUGUUCCUUGAUAAUCUAUGAUUGUUGACAAAUGACAAAUUAGAGAUGUAAUGAUUUCAAAUAUUUCAUAUUCUUUUUGUCCGUAUUGAAUUUAAGCACUUGUCAUUUGUUCCCAACUUCUGAUGUUCUUAUGCCACUUAUUUGAAUUGUAAUAAAGAAUGUCGAGGUAACAAGCAUCUCCUUUAGUUUAAUUUAAUUUAAUUAUCCCGAUUUGUAUUUGUUGUGCUCCUCUUCUGAUGUUCUGUUUAUUUUGGGUCAGCUAGAUAUACACACAACCCUUCAAUCUUUAGUUUUUAUGUCUAAUCCUUUGUUAUUUUUCCUUCUAAUUGUUGUUGCAAGAUAAUUACCAAUUUUAUGUUAUAUAUAUAUAUAUAUAUAUAUAUAUAUAUAUAUAUAUAUGAGCCGUGACACCUAUUUGCAGAUUCUGUAUUUUGAUAAUAUGAAAAUGAGGUUUUCUAUGUCAUUGCAUUAUUGCUUAAUAACAAGGUUUUUAUAUUUUGAUUGUGAUUCCGAAUAACUAUUUAUACGGUUGUUAAGUCACUUGCAUAAUUAUAUUACUCAUAUCACCUUUUGUCCUUUUUUAACCAUGAAAGUUAUUGCUUUUUUGCUUUACCUAUUAUGCUUAGAUUUCACUGUAGCUUCCUGUGAGGUUCAUAAGUUCAUUUCUUGUCUCCUUAAGAUAUCUUCUUCUAGUGUUAUUUGAUGUUCUUGUUUAUAAGAAUGUUGACAAAUGAAAAAUUAUAAACGUAAUUAUUUCAAAUGUCUCAUCCUUGUGGUUUGUAUUAGAUUUUGACUUUUGAGGUGGUUCUUGUUAUUCUGCAUUUCAAAAUAACAAAAGGAGGCUACGUUUAAUUAGUGUAUUUUAGGGUUUAGAUGUGUGCAUGUGAGUGAGUAUUGGGCUCUUGGGGCACACAAUUUAAUCUAACUUACCCGUUGGAAGGGUGAAAUAUGAAUCUUAAUUCAGGAAGUAAUAGCAGCGAGUAUAAAACAGUAUCAGAGGAUAAUAUCCUCAAUGUAACAGUAGCAAAAAUAGAAUCAGUAAAGUAAAGAAGGAGCACUACUAGAGUGUGGACAUUUAUUAACACUUUUUAUCUAACACUUUUUGAAAUGUUAGUUAUACUAAUACUAAUAAACUUAUACUUUUAACAAAAUUUGUAAAAUAAAUGUUAGAAAAUAUAAUUUUUUAAAAGAAGAAAAAUAAACAUCAGAUACAAACCUUACCAAAUCACGCCUCUGAAAUGGAACUACUUUCAAGUUUCAACACAUCUCCUUUCAAGUUACCACUGCCUCACUUAUCGAGAAAAUCCCUCAUAAACGACGACGUAUCACUCCCUUCUAAACCCAUACCUGCUAGCUACCUAUAAUCUAGAUAUAUAUGUGUGCUUUCUUCUCCUUGCCUCGCUUCUGUCUCUUACUUUGUUUUCUGUUCGCUAACAGCACCUCGCCACCACCCUUUAUAGCCUCGUUUCUUUCCAACUUUGUGAAAUUAUCCUUAUGCCCUUCACUCCCCGCUAACAUGGAAAAUAACUAUAUCAUUCUGGUCGUUAAUAAAUCAAUUGCCAAAGCCCACCAUGGGCUAUAUUCGUCUUGUCCUACUCUACUCGUCAUUACAUAUUCAUAUGCUAACCUUAAUUGAUUAACGUUUGACUUCCAGAAAAUGAGAAGCUACAUUAAUACUUGCUUAGCUUAUAUAGUAAAAUUAACUUAAUUACCAUUUUCUUCCCAUAGUAUAUUCUAUAUUAUAUUCAUUUAUUUGAUAAGCAGGUAAUCCGAUCCUAUAUAGGCUCUAUCUGUAAUUUGCUGGCAUCAAGAUGGGGAAAUUAUGUAAGCCAAUUUGUGUCAUGUUCGCAACAUAUACCAGAUAAGUAUAAAUAAUAAUUGUUGAUGGCUGAAACCUAGUUAAUAUAUAUAUAUAUAUAUAUGAAAAGUGGCAGGUAUAUGAAAAGAAUGGAAGAUGAGUUUAUAUAUAUAUGUGUACCGUGGCGAUGCUAGCUAGAUGUCAUAUAUAUCGUCUCAAAAAACUAGUUGAGCUAUAUAUAGAUAACAUACAUAUUCUUCAUGUUUAUAUUUGCACUGAAUGCUAGACUUGCUGCUGCUGAGAGCAUGGCCCAUGAUGUAAAGUUGGAUAUGACCUCUUAUGUGGUAAGCUCAAAUACUUCAAAGCCAUUUUUAUUGGCUAUACUCUAUGUUAUUUCACACUAUAUUAGUAUAUUAUUGUGACAAAUAAAAUCUAGUCAUCUUUGAAUAAAUAAGGAACAUUGUGGGGUGUUUGGGGUGUUUGCCAAUUUUGCUCGGUGUUUAAGGUUUUAUAAUGGGUUGGUGUGUGAGUGGACAUGUUGCAGUUCAUCCUGGUCUUUUAUCUUUAAUGUGAAGCCUUUUAGUUGUUUUCUAUAAAGUUUGGUAAGCUGUGUGAAACCAGCUUCUCUUUUUGUCUUUGCUAUUUUGGUUGAUGGAACUAUUGUAGAGUUUUUUCGCCUUUAUUUCACAGGGUUAGUUAUGCUUUCAAUUUUUGUCUUGUACUUUAUGGUUGUCUUUUGCAUGUGUGUGGGCGCGCGCCUUUAUAUCUUGAAGUCCUUUUCUCUUCCUUUUGAACAUAUAGUAGUUAUUUAGGCCUUCAAACAUGUAUAUAAUAUAGGCUUUAGUUUCUGAUUUAAUUUUAACGACUUCUGUUGUUCUUCUCCAACUGCAGUUACUAAUCUUAUAAUUUAAGCACUUUGGACAUUGAGUUUUAUUGAUUUUUGUAUGCACUAUUCUGAUUUUGUGCAUUUCCCCGUUAAAAUUUGUUGUUGACUGCUUAUGAGAACAGAGUUAGGUGUUAAAGAUUUGGCGUAUUGAACGUUGUGGAGUUCGAAUCUUGUGAAUUAUUCUUGAGAUUAAGAAGCUUGAAGAGUAAAUGCAUCGAUCGUGGGGACCAAAUGGCGUUGUCUGGUUCUGCAUCUUAUUAUAUGCAGAGAAGAAUGCCUGGUUCUGGAUUAACUUGAUUUGCACAAUUCGCCUUCGCCUAGUAUGCAAUUAUGCAUCCAUUGUCGAAUCUUAACCUCCCAUUUGAGUAUUAAGUUAUGGCAACUACUCCCAUGAAAAUACCAAAAACAUCUUCUCAUGAUGAUCCUUAUUUAAAAAGUAUAACUUAUUUAUUUUGCAACACUUUAAAUAAAGGUAACACUUUUAUUUUAAAUAAAAUCAAACCUCACAAUCUAUCAUCUAAUGGUUAAAAUGAUAUAUCUUCACAUGAUGACAAUCAUUAAAUCUUCAUUGGAGUAGUCAUCUUAAGUUAUUUAAGUAGUUGUUUCUUGUUUUUUGUAUAUCCUGGCAUCUAAAAGAUAUAGUAUUCAAUGCUUGAAUAAAUCGUCUCUUGUGAUCCUGUUUAAUCGGUUUUUUAAUUGCAGUAAGAUAUGCUUGUAUAUAAAAUUAUCCAAGUUAUAUCUUGGUUUAAUUUGAGCAUGGGCGUAGAAUAUUCUGUAAAUUUAAAUU
Molecule: messenger RNA, 4420 nt
Organism: Arachis stenosperma
Lineage: Eukaryota; Viridiplantae; Streptophyta; Magnoliopsida; Fabales; Fabaceae
Product: UPF0725 protein At1g23960-like
Exons: 3
Coding region: 144-680 (178 amino acids)
Molecular function (GO): cysteine-type endopeptidase inhibitor activity
Source: RefSeq, a predicted model, not a curated record